This is a messenger RNA of Capronia coronata CBS 617.96, 1719 nucleotides long. RefSeq lists its product as uncharacterized. The transcript is spliced from 2 exons. The coding region runs from base 1 to 1719 and encodes 572 amino acids. NCBI's taxonomy places the organism in Eukaryota, Fungi, Ascomycota, Eurotiomycetes, Chaetothyriales, Herpotrichiellaceae. Gene Ontology annotation, cellular component: cytoplasm. The record is from RefSeq and is a predicted model, not a curated record.
AUGACUGCGGUGACAUCCUCCAGGGCUGGCGUCUCGCCGUCCAGCUCCCCACGACUACCAUCCCCUCCCCCUAUCCCUGAGGUGCAAUUCGGUCCAAAGAGCCCAGGAGUCGGCGAUAUUUCCAAGGAAUUGUCUUUAGACGCUAUUUCGAGACCAGAUGAAGGAGCCACACGACGGAUAAGACCAGGCACAAAAGCUGCUGACAUGGCGAUAGGACCCCCGCUCGUUCCGCUAAGUCAGCUAGAUUCGCCUUUCCAGCUUCAGGAACAUCUGAAAGCUCUUUAUUCACACCUGACGCACACCCCCGGGUCGAUGAACACCAUCCCCAUCUCAAAAGAGACGGCGCUCCAACUGGCCACACCACCCCCGAUCAACGAGACAGAAACCGUGGACAGGAAUCUAUGGCUCUAUGAACUCUGUAGAUUUCUUACACAAAAGGCCAACAUCGUCUCCAUCUUUUUAAUGAACGACAAUCCUCCCUGCUCGAGCGCCACAUGUCCUGAAAUGAGGGCGAGCGAAUGGCAGUAUCUUUGUGCCGUCCACGAACCUCCUAAGUCAUGCUGUGCUAUUGACUACUGCAACCACACACUGGACUGGGCAGCGAAUGUGCUGACAAGUCCCAAACACUUUCCAUCAAGACUGGCGUUGGGCGGAGAAGCAGGAAGCGCCAUCCAAAGUAUGCGGCAACUCACCAACAUCUUCCGCCGCGUGUACCGUAUUUUUGCCCACGCUUGGUUCCAGCAUCGAGACGUGUUCUGGGCAGUCGAGGCAACAUAUGGCCUCUAUAUGCUCUUCAAAGUGGUCUGCGACGAAUACCACCUCAUUCCAGAGGAUAGCUACACUAUCCCUCGGGAAGCAGAAGAUGGCCAGGACUCUAGCGAGGAACAGGAUGUCGGACACGCACCAGACAUCGGACAACGAGUACAAAUCCUCCGUAAAGAUGAUUCGUCGGCAGUUCCUUUGGAGGACGCGGCGGCUUCAUCAUCGGAUACCUCAGAGACAGCCGCAGGAACCACGAUCAGCACUGGAGCAACUGCGCGACGCCACAGGCAUACACCGAGCACCGGCAGCCACGUCGCCACCAUCGCCGAGGGCCACGAAGAAGAUGAAGAAGUGACCAGUGCAAUCGUUGUCCCCAAGCAUUCCUCACAACCGUUCAGCACCGCCGGUGACACAGCCGAGUCGUCGCCGAGAGAGAAAGAUUUCCCGGCCGAGGGCAAACUACCCAGAUUAGACAUCAGUGCUACAGUCCCGCAGUACGAGCCUCGCGACCCUGCAGACCCUACACCAACGGGGAGCCAUGAUGACCUUGAUCCUCUUUCUGCCGCAGACCAGCGGCCAGAAAAGGUUGGAAGCAGCAUAUCGAGCGAACCAGCCCAGCUGCAAACGCCAGUCAUUGAGGAACCGCAACAUGACGAAGACAAGGAGGACGUCGAGGAGGAAGUGACGUCCCCUUCAGGAGGAAGCAUUCGCACGGGAGGCCCCGAUCUUCUGAACGCGAUACUCAGACAUACCAGCGAUGUGAACGACGAGGAUGGACAGCCAAAAAAUGAUCAAGACAAUGAGCAGACAGAACCCCCAAAGCACGAGGGAUCUGAGAGUAGUGAUAUCAAGUUGGAUGUCCAAGAGAAGAGGGAUGAGGAGGAUGGGGACGGGGACACUGUGGCCGAGAAGAGCACUCCGGUGGAGAUGCCAGACACGAAGGAAGACGAGCAUUGA